UGCGCCCAGGGAGCGGACAAGGGCACUACUGCUGUAGUUCGGUAGGCGCUGCUGUGUCUGCACAGCCGAGGAGCUUCGCUAGGAGGUCUCCUUGCCAAAUUUCCUCUCGCUCCAUGCCUUUCCUUGAUGUGCAGAAAAAGCUGGGCAUUAGCCUAGACCGUCACCUUACACACCAAAGUGUUGAGCAGCCCUUCAAGAUUCCCUCUCGAUGCCAUGCUUUUUCAAAGGAGUGGAUAGAGUGUGCACAUGGAAUUGGCGCUACUCGGGCUGAAAAAGAGUGCAAGAUUGAAUUUGAAGAUUUUGAAGAGUGUUUGCUGCGGUACAAAACGAUAAAGCGAAUUAAUCAGAUCAAGCGACAGCGAGAUAAGCUAGUCAAGGAGGGGAAAUACACCCCUCCCCCUCACCAUGCGGGCAAGGAGGAGCCCCGGCCCUGAGCAGAGCACCUGGAAGCUGCUUCUCAUGCUCUGUCUCCACUGGAAAGAGUAUUUAAUGAAAGCGUCUGCCUCAAGUAUGUAAAAAUAAAGAAUUACUCAAUCUUA
Messenger RNA from Acomys russatus (golden spiny mouse), 539 nucleotides. It is a transcript of the gene Ndufs5, whose product is annotated as NADH:ubiquinone oxidoreductase subunit S5. Lineage: Eukaryota; Metazoa; Chordata; Mammalia; Rodentia; Muridae. The record is from RefSeq and is a predicted model, not a curated record. The transcript has 3 exons. Gene Ontology annotation, biological process: mitochondrial respiratory chain complex I assembly. Bases 114 to 434 code for a protein of 106 amino acids.